AUGGAUGAAUUUCCUACGGUUUUUAAAAAGCGACAAUUUUGCGACUUUAAAACGGAUUUUGUUAUGUGGCAAUUGAGUCUCGCUAUUGACUGUUUUAUCUAUGAUCAUUUCUAUAGGACUCUCAUAAGCUAUCUACUCGUGAACCUGGCAAUUGCAGACAUGAUAUUCGCCAUUUUCAUCGCACCUUCCGUUCUUCUCAGACUUACUUCCUUCCACCCAGAAGGCGUGAUUGCUGCAGGUUUAUGCAAAUUCGUAACAGGUGGAAACGUCGGGUGGAUUGGAGCAGUUUCUUCAAUAUUCAGUUUGAUCGCAAUUGCUGUUGAACGAUAUUAUUCAGUGAUUUAUCCUUUUAGGUGGAACUUGACGAAGCCUAAGUUGAAGGUGAUCGUCCUGGUUUCUUGGAUCUUCUCAGUUGCAUUCAAUAUUCCCAUGUUUCUCACUGCAACCUUCGACAACAAAAAGCAGUUCUGCGUAUGGAAUUGGCCACAGAAGUGGAUGUCAAAGGCUUACAGUGUGGCUUGGUUACUUGUGGUUGUCCUUCCUCUGAUUGUCAUGGCCGGGUUAUACUGCAAUGUUGUAAGCACUUUGUGGUUCAAACCUCUUUCUCGUCAACAGAGGGGUGUUAACAGAGUGCGGAAACGAGUAACUUUGAUGGUCAUGAUUGUCACUGUCAUUUUUGGGAUCUGCUAUGGAUUCAUGUCAGUCAUCUACGUUUUAAGGAAAUUUGCAUCCUACAACAUUGGCCCUGUCUUAGUCUCCGUUUCUUUCGUAAUGGUGUUGUUCAACUCUGCUGUCAAUCCGUUUGUGUAUGCAUUGUUAAACAGACAGUUCAGAGAGAAAAUUAAGGAAAUGAUGUCCUUCUCCAAAUCCUCGAGAAACCGGGUCAACCAAACUAUAGAAAUUGCUUCAGUGGCAUAA
Pocillopora verrucosa is the source of this 918-nucleotide messenger RNA. Its product is annotated as substance-K receptor-like. Gene Ontology annotation, molecular function: G protein-coupled receptor activity; peptide binding. Gene Ontology annotation, cellular component: plasma membrane. NCBI's taxonomy places the organism in Eukaryota, Metazoa, Cnidaria, Anthozoa, Scleractinia, Pocilloporidae. The record is from RefSeq and is a predicted model, not a curated record. Gene Ontology annotation, biological process: G protein-coupled receptor signaling pathway; cellular response to hormone stimulus.